Molecule: messenger RNA, 1703 nt
Organism: Cebus imitator (Panamanian white-faced capuchin)
Lineage: Eukaryota; Metazoa; Chordata; Mammalia; Primates; Cebidae
Gene: AVPR1B
Product: arginine vasopressin receptor 1B
Exons: 2
Coding region: 1-1257 (418 amino acids)
Biological process (GO): regulation of systemic arterial blood pressure by vasopressin; positive regulation of vasoconstriction; G protein-coupled receptor signaling pathway
Cellular component (GO): membrane
Molecular function (GO): vasopressin receptor activity; peptide binding
Source: RefSeq, a predicted model, not a curated record
AUGGAUUCUGGGCUUCUGCGGAAUGCCAACCCCACCCCUGGGGGCACCCUCUCUGCCCCCAAUGCCACAACACCCUGGCUGGGCCGGGAUGAGGAGGUGGCCAAGGUGGAGAUCGGAGUCCUGGCCACUGUCCUGGUGCUGGCCACUGGGGGCAACCUGGCUGUGCUGCUAACCUUGGGCCAGCUGGGCCGCAAGCGCUCCCGCAUGCACCUGUUCGUGCUGCACCUAGCCCUGACAGAUCUGGCCGUGGCGCUCUUCCAGGUCCUGCCCCAGCUGCUGUGGGACAUCACCUUCCGCUUCCAGGGCCCCGACCUCCUGUGCCGGGCUGUGAAGUACCUGCAGGUGCUCAGCAUGUUCGCCUCCACCUACAUGCUGCUGGCCAUGACGCUGGACCGCUACCUGGCUGUCUGUCACCCCCUGCGCAGCCUCCAGCAGCCCGGCCAGUCCAUCUAUCCGCUGAUCGCUGCUCCCUGGCUGCUGGCCGCCAUCCUCAGCCUCCCUCAGGUCUUCAUUUUUUCCCUGAAGGAGGUGACCCAGGGCUCGGGGGUGCUGGACUGCUGGGCAGACUUCCGCUUCCCUUGGGGGCCACGGGUCUACCUCACCUGGACCACCCUGGCCAUCUUCAUCCUGCCAGUGGCCAUACUCACGGCCUGCUACAGCCUCAUCUGUCAUGAGAUCUGUAAAAACCUCAAAGUCAAGACACAGGCCUGGCGGGUAGGAGGAGGGAGCUGGAGACGCUCACCUUCGGCCCCAGUUGCUGCCACUCGGGGGCUGCCAUCCCGGGUCAGCAGCAUCAGCACCAUCUCACGGGCCAAGAUCCGAACAGUGAAGAUGACCUUUGUCAUCGUGCUGGCCUACAUCGCUUGCUGGGCUCCCUUCUUCAGUGUCCAGAUGUGGUCGGUGUGGGACGAGAAUGCCUCUCAUGAAGAUUCCACCAAUGUGGCUUCCACCAUCACCAUGCUUUUGGGCAACCUCAGCAGCUGCUGUAACCCCUGGAUCUACAUGGGCUUCAACAGCCACCUGUUACGGUGGCCCCUGCGUCACCUUGCCUGCUGUGGGGGUCCCCAGCCCCAGAUGCGCCGGCGGCUCUCCAACGGGAGCCUCUCGAGCCGCCACACCACGCUGCUGACCCGCUCCAGCUGCCCCGCCACCCUCAGCCUCAGCCUAACCCUCAGUGGGAAACCCAGACCUGAACAGUCACCAAGGGACUUGGAGCCAGCGGAUGGGGAAGCCACCGUUGAGACCAACAUCUUUUAGAAAAGACUCCCUGGGGUCUGGCACUGCCCCAGGACUACUGGAAGUUCUCUGCCCACCUCGGGCACUGGGCAUGAAAGCUGGGAGGGUCAGGGUUGGAGUUAAGGGAGCCCUGUCUGAAGCAGGGUGAAAAGGCCAGAAUGGGGCCCCUGCCCUGGUGUCACAGCUGUCCCUAGUUUGAGGACCGCCUCAUGAGCUCCCAAUCCCAGAUGCUGGUGGCCAGGGAGAAUCAAACUCUCUGUCUCCCUGGUCCCGCCAUAUUCACAGGUGUCCAUGUGCACACAGUGUCCCAGAUCUGGGCAGGCCUAGGAUGGUGAUGUCUAGGGGUCCACGGGUGGCAGGAACCCAGAGGCUGGCCUUGUGCCCUGGCUACCUGUCCCCAUUCUAACCUGACUGGCACAUCUUAGCCUAACCAGGAGAGGGGAGAAGUGGAAAACUGUGAGGAGGAC